Eupeodes corollae is the source of this 1218-nucleotide messenger RNA. Its product is annotated as putative gustatory receptor 59f. Lineage: Eukaryota; Metazoa; Arthropoda; Insecta; Diptera; Syrphidae. Gene Ontology annotation, biological process: sensory perception of taste. The transcript is spliced from 4 exons. The record is from RefSeq and is a predicted model, not a curated record. Gene Ontology annotation, cellular component: membrane. Bases 1 to 1158 code for a protein of 385 amino acids.
AUGAAUACCUCAAGAAAGUCCUUUGUAUUUGCGUUUAAUCUAGAAUCAAAAUUAUACAAAGCCAUUCGUUUAUACCUUUUGAUUUCAAAAGUAUUUUGUGUAACGCCUAUUGAUAUUGGUGAAGAUUUCCUACUAAAUUGGAACUCCUGGAAAAUAUUGUUUCACAUCCUAUGGUAUAUUGCAGUUUAUAUUACAAUUGCCACAAGUGUCUACGUUGAGUAUAGCUUUUUCAACAUUUCACUUCCGAAUAUUCAAAAACCACUGUUCCUAAGUGAGUACUUGGUAUACCUAAUCCAUGUCCUUCUUAUUAUGGCCGUUGGUUACAAAAAGCACUCGAGUAUCCCAAGGAUCAUUGAAUCCAUUGUUUCCAUUGAUCAAAAAUUAAUGAAAUUCGGCAUCAAACCAAACUAUAAUCGACUGAGAAAGUUUUCACUGAUACAUCUUCUACUUUUGGCAAUCUACGCUGCGAUUUCGGUAAUUUUGAAUUAUUACUAUGGCAGAAGAGAAACUAUUGGCGUUCUUCGAAGCCUAACAGUUUAUGCUCUUCCAAACCUUAUUAUUGGAUUCUCAAUUAUGCAAUACUACCAAUUGAUGUAUGCAAUUUAUUUGAGAUGUCAAUCACUUGUCGAAGCUAUGGAGGAUUUCCACAGUAAAUACAAUUUAUUUCCAUUUAAAAUUAUUAUUAGAAGUUUUAGUAUUUUGUACUCGACUCUGGAAAUAUUAACAAAAGAAGUGAAUUCUGUGCUUUCAUAUACGGUGCUUUUAAUUUACUGUGGAUCCUACCUCAAUAUAAGUAUCAAUAUUUUUUUAAUUUAUCAAAAUUCAAAUCAGAAAAAUGAAAUUAAUAUCGUGUUAUUGAUGUACUCUAUUGCUUGGGUGGCGAUGCAUGCUGGAAAAAUGUUUUUAAUUUUAUAUAUGCAAAAAAUCACCCUGAUUCUAGGCAAUGUCCAGCCUGAAAAUGUGCAAAUGGAAUUGAUGAUUAGAAGAUUUCUUCUCCAAUUAAUGGUUAACACCAGGUCUCACGUUGUUUGCAAUAUUAUGGAUUUAAACUUGUCCUUUGUAACAUCGCUGCUCGUGAACACUUCUGUUUUGGUAAUAUUUCUAAUUCAAUACGAUGUCACAUUUGAAGCUCUUACAAAUACACAUAGUAGUGCUUAGUUUAACAUAAAUGUAUUGUUUAUUUUAUUAACUAUUGAUAAGUACUCAUAUGGCAACAUA